Triplophysa rosa is the source of this 3028-nucleotide messenger RNA. It is a transcript of the gene pip4k2ca, whose product is annotated as phosphatidylinositol-5-phosphate 4-kinase, type II, gamma a. The transcript is spliced from 10 exons. Gene Ontology annotation, molecular function: phosphatidylinositol kinase activity. Bases 191 to 1432 code for a protein of 413 amino acids. NCBI's taxonomy places the organism in Eukaryota, Metazoa, Chordata, Actinopteri, Cypriniformes, Nemacheilidae. Gene Ontology annotation, biological process: phosphatidylinositol metabolic process. The record is from RefSeq and is a predicted model, not a curated record.
GAGGAGCGUAUGGAUCACCAGCACACAUCAGCAGCCUAGUGUUCACUUCUGAGCAAAAUCGGUCUGAAAUCGGCCUGUUAAAUCUACGGUUUACAGGCGGCCGGGUGUUUUCCUACCUCUGAUCGGAGGGACCGGAGCAGGAACAAGGAGAGGCGGAUCCGCGAGGAAACUAGACCGGGGUGCGACCGUCAUGAUGGCGUCCGGUAGCGCCUCCAGCCCGAUGGUCAUCCUCGGCCCCAAAACCAAGACCAAGAAGAAACAUUUCGUGCAGCAGAAGGUGAAAGUGUUUCGGGCGAGCGACCCGAUGCUCAGCGUGUUUAUGUGGGGCGUCAAUCACUCGAUAAAUGAUCUAAAUCAAGUUCCUGUGCCCGUCAUGCUACUUCCUGACGACUUCAAAGCCAACACCAAAAUUAAAGUGAACAAUCAUCUCUUCAACAAGGAAAAUCUUCCAGGCCACUUCAAAUUUAAGGAAUACUGUCCGCAAGUCUUCAGGAAUCUCAGAGAGCGUUUUGGGAUCGAAGAUCUUGACUACCAGGUGUCUUUAGCCCGCAGCGCUCCCUCAAAAGGUGAUGGGCAGGGAGAAGGUAUCCUCUUCAUCUCCUAUGACCGCACGCUCGUAGUGAAGCAAAUCACCAGUGAAGAUGUAGCCGACGUUCACAACAUUCUGUCCGAGUAUCACCAGCAUAUAGUGAAGUGCCAUGGCAGUACACUUCUCCCUCAGUUUCUGGGCAUGUACCGUGUUACGGUGGAGAGUGAGGACACGUACCUGAUCGUCAUGAGGAACAUGUUCAGCCACAGACUAGUGGUCCACAGAAAAUAUGAUCUGAAGGGUUCUCUUAUAGAUCGUGAGGCCAGUGACAAAGAAAAGGUAAAAGAGUUGCCCACGUUUAAAGACAUGGACUUCAGGAACAACAUGCAGAAGGUCUAUGUGACUGAAGAGCAGAAAGAGAAAUUUAUGGAGAAACUAAACAAAGAUGUAGAGUUCUUGGUAAAGCUAAAGAUCAUGGACUACAGCCUGUUGCUAGGCAUCCACGAUAUUGCACGUGCCGAGCGAGAGGAGGAGGAGGCUGAGGAGCCUGGCACUGAAGAUGAGAUGGACCCCGAGAACGGUCUCGCUUCGGCCGCGCAGGGCGGCUCCUACGGCACGUCACCAGAGGGCAUCGCCGGUUACAUGAACUCUUUCAAACCCUUGGGGCCUGGAGAAUUCGACCCUUACAUUGAUGUAUACGCAGUGCAAAGCGCUCUAGGAGCUCCGCAGAGGGAAGUGUACUUCAUGGGCCUCAUCGACGUGCUGACUCAGUAUGACACUAAGAAGAAAGCCGCACAUGCGGCCAAGACCGUAAAGCACGGCGCUGGUGCUGAAAUAUCUACAGUUCAUCCAGAACAGUAUGCCAAACGAUUCCGUGAAUUCAUCUCCAACAUUUUCGCAUAAGGGCUCGUGUGUGUCCUCAACAACAUCUGACAGAGUGAAUGUCCAGGUCUCCUUUCACCUCAAAAUUGGAGUUUGUAUAAAAAAUCUCAUUACGGUAAUGUGCCUGAACAUUUUACUUCCAAUCCACUGAUUCUCAAAACGUGCUCGUACAACAAAAAUCAAAGGCAAUACAAGAAACACGACCAUGAUGCAUACGUAUUUGACAGAUUAAGUAUAUUGUUUUUACUCAUUUCAGUGUUUGUUUGUUUGUUUUUUCCGCAUUGCGGUAAUGAGAAUUCAAGUGGGGGUGGAGAUAAAUUGUCAUAAAAUGCAAAAUAUUACAAAUGCACCUAAAAUAAGGAUUUGUUCCCUUUAAACGACAUAUGAUUUCUUGCAUCCGUGAUUUUGAGGUGAAAUGUGACGCAGGUGGGUUUUGGGAAGUUCACUCCACAUGCCUUCACAUAGAUUUUUUUUUGAAGUCCCAUGCUGUGCUUUUAUUUUGUAAAAGUUCAGGCAUAGGAACUUGACAUUCCCAUGCACACUACGUCGAUCAAUUAUGUAUUAAAUGAAUAGAACGGCAUUCAUAUAAAUCAAAUUGUGGCACAACAGCAAACACAAACCUGAAAAAAUUGCCUAAUCUUUGAAGGAGAUAUGACUCUGAACCUGUAGCAGUGCUAAACAUGUUCUUGGUGUUUCUCUCACUCACUUUCUCUCUCGGACUUUGGAAUGGCACAGAGAGUAACUGCCUUAACCAAAUGCUGAACGGAUUGUGGAGGAAUAGAAGCUCAUGUUCUCUAAUGUUUUAAGUGCAUGCUUGCUUCAUUUGAUAUCUGCUGUACUAGAAUGUUGUGAGACACUUGUGAAUAUUGGUCAGACAGGGACCCUCAAGAUGGGUCUAGUUGAAAACUAAGAAUACUAACUGAUUAUUUGUAUGUAUGGAUGUAUGGAUGGAGUAUCUUGUGUGAGCUAUUUUAUGCAUUUAGCCUUAAUGAGGAGAAGAAGAAUUGUGUAGUCUGUAGCAGAAACGCUCUCUAGUGAUACUGAGCUGAUUUAGUACAGUACAUGAAAUGCCUUAUUGUUGCAUUUUAUUUAUUUUGCAAAUCAAUGUUCGGACCAAAAUAUAUUUUUCAGAAAUUUCCAGAAAACAUGGGUUCUGUUAUUUAUUCGUUUUAGCUCUUGUCCCUAAUAGUUUCAUAUUUAAAUGGUAUUUUAGAGUUGUCUGAAGACCGUAGGUUGUUGUUACACUGAGACAAGUUAUUACAUUGUGUUCACAUAAUGCACGUAGCAACCGACUGUAAUGACCAAUAAUGUACAUUCUCGAGUACAAUAAAACAUUUUUCCUAAAUAUUGAGUGAAACAACAAGACUGAAUUCACAUGAGUGAACAAAUACAGACCCGUGUCUACAUGGAAGUACAGGCUUAUGUAAAGACCAAAAAACUUGUAUUUUAUAAUCUUAUAUUUUAGUUGAAUAAACACAGACAGGCCUUGCAUUGGUCAUUCUCUUUUGAAGUCAACCAACUUCAUAAAAACGUUCACAUCAUUUAAAGUGUUUUCUGCUUUUCCUUCGCUAUAUGCUACAUGCUUCAACCCAUCCAUUAAAAAGCGAUCUUAAAUGA